Messenger RNA from Aaosphaeria arxii CBS 175.79, 1620 nucleotides. RefSeq lists its product as uncharacterized. The record is from RefSeq and is a predicted model, not a curated record. Bases 296 to 1546 code for a protein of 416 amino acids. NCBI's taxonomy places the organism in Eukaryota, Fungi, Ascomycota, Dothideomycetes, Pleosporales. The transcript has 2 exons.
UCAACAAGUUCGGAACCUAAGAGAUUCGUAUUCCACGAGACAUACCACAAGAUGGCGCUCGUUUUUUUGCCUCAAGGAAUGCCUUUCCUAAUUUCGACGGCACCCUGCCAAUGUUUAAAAUUCCGUUAAAGUCUGCUGGUAGAUUGCAAUAUCGUAGGCUAUUUCCGGACGACGGAGAGAGGAUAUUGAAAUGCUGGGUAGAUGAAAUGCCUCGAGACUUUCCAUAUAUUAUGGCCGAAUUUUCCUAAAAUUCACGGAGAACCGUCAGCACAUUCCUGUGGAAUUCGAUAAAACUAUGAUUGAUCGCGGGUUUCUCAUGCUUAAGGGUAUGAUCUGGCAACUUUUCGGGGCUGUAGGAACGGACGAAGCGGUUCAGAGACUAAUAUUUGAAUUACCAACCCAGAGGCUCGUCCGAGGCGAAAUGGUUUCCAGGGACAUACGGUGGCCCUCAAAUAUGGUGCCGGCCCGUAAGAUUCGAUUCGAUUCGAAAUGGACACGCAUUGCGAUGAGAAAUGCUGUCCGGCGAGACAUUUGCAAGAGAAGGGCCAAAUUCCAUGAAUUUGCCAUCAAUUUCACAGGGUUUUCACAACGAAAACGUGUCUACACCCUAGAAACAAUCUAUCGUACCUUCCAAAAGGGAGAAGGUAUCAUGAAUGCAUGGCAGGAUGGAAUGGUAACGACAAGGGCAAUCGAAGCCCAAAUCAUACCGAUUGUCCUAGAUUGUGAGAACCCGUCCAACACACAUGGACAUGUAUGUUCUGGAUGCUAUAUGGUGUGGAAUUGCCUCGAUUUUGCCCAUACCUUUAGAAAUCGCCUCGAAGAUCGAUUUUGCCCGCGUUGCAUAACCAAAGCCUCUUCGAAACAUGAAGAUGUCGAAACGAUAUUACAUGAUUUCAAGACAAAUGCAAAGCGAUAUUCACUACAAACGAAGGAACUAACACCCUCCGAUCUAAGAGUCACUCAGUAUUCGAUACUAACAGAAAAUAUGUCAUCGUCAAAUAUCAAGGCUCUGAAAUGCUUCAUUUGCCGCCUUGGGGCAAACAUAGCGAGAGAAAAAAAGCAAUUUCCUCGUCUGAGAGACUUGUUCUCAUCACGAUUUGAUUCAUUUAUCAAAUUUAUUCCAGCAUUUGUUGGAGAUGGUUGGCAAGACGCCUACGUCCCAGUUCGUCGACUAAUAAACCCAAAUCCAUUGACAGAACUGUCAAAGUAUCCACUUCAGGCACUCCCAGAUGCUAUUUUCCCGGUAAUUGCUAUCAAUGGCAAUACGAUUUUACAUGGCGUUGAAAAUGUCGCUCCAACAGCCAUGUACAUCAAUUUUAUGAAGCAUACAUAUCUACCCGGCGUAUUGGGGCUGGUAUCAGAGAUCCAGCCCAUGCGAUUAAUGAAAAGAGAUAGCCAACAGUGGAUUGAAAUGAUCCGCCGAUUCGACCACCAGUUUGCUCUAAGGAGACAAAUAUCCCAUAUGCGAAAGGACCGCAUUGGUUUGGUAAUGUCUGAAACAGAGUACCAUGGUCUUGUGCAAGGGUGGAUCUCGGUGUCUAUCUAAGAGUGUACUGUAGCCAGUAAACUAUCUUAAUGCUCGCGACAAACCUCGCGAAGGCACUGCUGUGGACAUAAAAU